Messenger RNA from Tripterygium wilfordii, 1123 nucleotides. RefSeq lists its product as uncharacterized. The record is from RefSeq and is a predicted model, not a curated record. Bases 146 to 838 code for a protein of 230 amino acids. Gene Ontology annotation, molecular function: S-adenosylmethionine-dependent methyltransferase activity. The transcript has a single exon. NCBI's taxonomy places the organism in Eukaryota, Viridiplantae, Streptophyta, Magnoliopsida, Celastrales, Celastraceae.
CGUCAAAAUUUCAAGAAACGACGUCGUUAUUGCGGGACAGCUAAUCCAGAUUGGAGAUCAGAAACGGAAGCUUCAGUGCGAGUCUGCACUCAAACCGUCCAUGGAGGAAUUGUUUCGAUGGCAAUAAUCCUCCAUCAAGACGACCAUGGAGAAACACAUUGAGAGCCUGCUCAACAAAUUUUCGAUUGCCGCAAUCACCAUAGCGACCUUCACUCUUUUAAUCGUCGCCCUCCAAACCCCAGAGACCUGCAUUCCUCCCAAUACCCCUCCGAAACCUCACCUCAGAUUCCCCAAAUCCUCCUGUGACUCGUCCCCUCGCCAGCAUCUCCCUCUCCACAAGAAGAACCUCCGCCUCUGGUCCUCCAAGUCAUGGCAGACGCGUGUCUCCUCUUACUUCCAGUUUUUCACCAAUCUCCAUCAUCUGGAUCUCCUCCACAACCAUUCCCGGGCCAUCUGUGUCUCUGCCGGCGCUGGUCACGAGGUCAUGGCGCUCCGAAAUAUGGGAUUGACCGACGUCACAGGCGUUGAAUUGGUCGAUUCGCCUCCUCUAGUGAAGCGUGCGGAUCCUCAUAAUCUGCCCUACUUUGAUGGGGUUUUUGAUUUUGCGUUUAGUGGGCAUUUCGAGGAGGCACUUUUCCCCGGAAGGUAUGCGGCUGAGAUGGAAAGGACAUUGAGGGUUGGUGGGGUGUGUGUAGUGGUUGUGGAUGCUAGUGGGGAUACGGAGGUAACGGAGAUAUCUGGGUUAUUCAAGAAUUCUAAGGUGGUCAGAGUGGAGAAUAUAACGUUGAUUGGAUCGAAGAUGACAGGGAUUAUAUUUCGAAGAGCUAAGACAACUUGAAUCUUUGGUAAUUUUCUUACUUUGAUUUCGAUGUUCAUUAUAUUCAUCGUUCGAGAAAUAUUGAACAGCUGUAAUUACUUCUGUUGAUGAUGUGAAGUUCGGAUAAUUUGAUGACUUGCUGUUUGUUGAUCCAAAGUCUAAUACUGUAUGCCUCUGUAUCACAUCACUAGUGUAAAAGCUUUGAUUUUGAUGAUCAUUCUCUUCAUUGUUUCUAGAAAGAUUGAACUGCUGUAAGCCUGUAAUACUUCUAUUGAUGAUGUGAGGUUUGGAUGAUGUGAUUAGUGA